Alosa sapidissima (American shad) is the source of this 1206-nucleotide messenger RNA. RefSeq names its product zinc finger protein OZF-like. Gene Ontology annotation, cellular component: transcription regulator complex; PcG protein complex. The transcript is spliced from 3 exons. The coding region runs from base 1 to 1206 and encodes 401 amino acids. Gene Ontology annotation, molecular function: RNA polymerase II cis-regulatory region sequence-specific DNA binding; DNA-binding transcription factor activity, RNA polymerase II-specific. The record is from RefSeq and is a predicted model, not a curated record. Lineage: Eukaryota; Metazoa; Chordata; Actinopteri; Clupeiformes; Clupeidae. Gene Ontology annotation, biological process: regulation of transcription by RNA polymerase II.
AUGGCAGGACCUGUUGGAUCAUCAGACCAGCUCACUGCAGUGAAGAAGGAGAGUGAAGAAGAAGAAUGUGAUGAUUUCCUACAAGAGUAUCUGUUUAGAACUCAGAAACAGAAAGAAGAGCCUGGACUGGAUCAUGAAUCUAAGACUGAAAUAUUCAUGUCACCAUCUGAGGAAAUUAAAAAGGAAGAAAUAUCUGAUUUGAUGGAAUACAAUCACACAGAUUCUCUUCCAAAAGGAGACAUUCAAAUGAUCCAUGCUAACAAAAUCAUGCACUCUGAGGAACAACAAAACAAAGAGUGUCAUGAGCUCUUGUGGUGCCAGACAACUAGAGAGAAACAGAAUGAAUUCCAGUGUUCGGCAACAUUUGAUGAACUCCCUGCUGUUGCAUAUCAGCAACUGUCUGAUCUCAAGGAUCAUCAGAUGAUCCAUACUGGAGAAAACCCACAUCAGUGUUCUCAAUGUGGAAAAGCCUUUACUUCUAAAUUUCAUCUCAAGACACAUCAGAUGAUCCAUACUGGAGAAAAGCCACAUCAGUGUUCUCAAUGUGGAAAAGCCUUUACUCAUAAAUGGAAUCUCAAGAGGCAUCAGAUGAUUCAUACUAGAGAAAAGCCAUUUAAAUGUUCUGAAUGUGGAAAGGUAUUUGGACAAAAGUCUAAUCUCAGAAAACACCAGAAAAUCCACAAAGGAGAGAAAACAUAUCAGUGUUCUGAAUGUGGAAAGGUAUUUGGACAAAAGUCUGCUCUCAGACAACACCAGAAAAUCCACAAAGGAGAGAAAACACAUCAGUGUUCUCAAUGUCAAAAAACCUUUGCUCAAAUAUCUUAUCUGAAGGCUCAUGAGAUGAUCCAUACUGGGGAAAAGCCACAUCAAUGUUCUCAGUGUGGAAAAAAAUUUGCAACCAAUUCAGCUCUCAAGAUACACCAGAGAAUCCACACAGGAGAAAAACCAUAUCAAUGCACCACAUGUGGGAAGAGUUUCAGGACCAGUUCGGAACUCAAUAGUCACCAGAGAAUCCACAGAGGAGAAAAACCAUAUCAAUGCACUACAUGUGGGAAGAGUUUCAAGAGGAGAUCAGAACUCACAAACCAUCAAGUCAUACACUCUGAGGAAAAGCCACAUCGGUGUUAUCAAUGUGGAAUGACUUUUUGUCUAAAAAGUCUACUUAAAAGACACCAAAUAAUACAUUUUGUAGAAAAGUCAUAUUAG